Messenger RNA from Lolium rigidum, 4871 nucleotides. Its product is annotated as protein OPAQUE1-like. The coding region runs from base 60 to 4652 and encodes 1530 amino acids. Gene Ontology annotation, molecular function: microfilament motor activity; ATP binding; actin filament binding. Gene Ontology annotation, cellular component: vesicle; cytoplasm; actin cytoskeleton. Lineage: Eukaryota; Viridiplantae; Streptophyta; Magnoliopsida; Poales; Poaceae. Gene Ontology annotation, biological process: vesicle transport along actin filament; actin filament organization. The transcript has 38 exons. The record is from RefSeq and is a predicted model, not a curated record.
CCUACAUUUCGCAUUAGCACCACCACCACGACGGCGACCGCUGGUUCCUCGCCGUCGCAAUGAUUUUCUGUCCCGGCACCGCCGUGUGGGUGGAACACCCGGAACUCGCCUGGGCUGAGGCCGAGGUCGUGUCCCUCUCAUCCCCGUCCUUCAUCAUGGUCGUUCUAUCUAGCGGCGUCAAGGCCGUGGUCGAUGGGAGGAAGGUGCUGCCUAGGAACACGGAGGCCGACCUCGUGGGCGUCGACGAUAUGACCAAGCUGGUCUAUCUCCACGAGCCUGGGGUGCUCUGCAACCUUGCGCGACGGUACACACUCAAUGAGAUCUAUACAUACACAGGACAUAUCUUAAUCGCAGUAAAUCCCUUCGCCAAGCUGCCUCAUCUCUAUGAUAUGCAUAUGAUGGAGCAAUACAAAGGUGUGCAGUUUGGCGAGUUAAGUCCACAUGUUUUUGCAAUUGCUGAUGCAUCAUACAGAGCUAUGGUCAGCGAGGGCCACAGCCAGUCCAUAUUAGUCAGUGGAGAAAGUGGCGCUGGAAAAACAGAAACCACCAAGCUUAUUAUGCGAUAUCUUACUUUUGUUGGGGGGCGUGCAACCGGUGAUAUCCGUUCUGUGGAGCAACAAGUUUUAGAAUCAAAUCCAUUGUUGGAGGCCUUUGGUAAUGCACGAACGGUGAGAAAUGAUAACUCCAGUCGCUUUGGGAAAUUUGUUGAGAUUCAGUUUGACAAAUCAGGUAGAAUAUCAGGGGCUGCAGUUCGAACUUAUCUCCUGGAGAGGUCUCGCGUUGUACAAAUAUCUAAAUCUGAAAGGAAUUACCACUGUUUUUACCAACUUUGUGCAUCUGAGCAGGUUGCGGGUAAAUACAAGCUUGCUCACCCUAAGAACUUUAACUACUUAAAUCAAAGCCAUACAUAUGAGUUGCAGGGGGUCAGCGAUGCAGACGAAUAUUUGAAAACACGGAGAGCAAUGGAUAUUGUUGGUAUAUGUUUUGCAGAUCAGGAAGCCAUAUUCCGAACUGUAGCUGCCAUCCUUCAUCUAGGAAAUAUUGAAUUUUCUCCUGGGAAAGAGUUUGAUUCAUCUGCUGUCAAGGAUGCAAAGUCUAAAUUCCAUCUUCAUAUGGCUUCUGAUUUGCUCAUGGUUGAUGGAAGCCUUUUGCUUUCAACACUGUGCUAUCGCACGAUCAAAACUCCUGAAGGAAACAUAAUUAAGGCAGUCGACAGCUCUGCAGCUGUAGUCGGUCGUGAUACUUUGGCGAAGACUGUUUAUGCUCGAUUAUUUGAUUGGCUUGUCGACAACAUUAAUAAGUCCAUUGGGCAGGACAUGGAGUCGAGGGCGCAAAUUGGGGUAUUGGACAUCUAUGGUUUUGAGAGCUUCACAUACAACAGCUUUGAGCAGUUGUGUAUCAAUUUUGCCAAUGAAAAGCUCCAACAGCAUUUUAACAAGCAUGUUUUCAAGAUGGAGCAGGAGGAAUACAAAACUGAAGAAAUCAGCUGGAGCUACAUUGAAUUUGUUGAUAACCAAGAUAUAUUGGAUCUCAUUGAAAAGAAACCAAUCGGCAUAAUUUCACUUUUGGAUGAAGCAUGCAUGCUUGGAAAAUCAACACAUGAGACUUUUGCAAUGAAGUUAUUUCAGAAUUUUAGAGCACAUCCAAGACUGGAAAAGCCAAAGCUCUCGAAGACAGAUUUUUGCCUCUCUCAUUUUGCUGGAAAGGUGUUAUACCAAACUGAUUUAUUUUUGGACAAGAACCGAGAUUACGUAAUUGCAGAGCAUCAGAAUCUUCUUUGCUCUUCAAAAUGCUCAUUCAUCUCUGGGCUCUUUGCUUGGCACCAAGACGAUCCAUCAAAAUCGUCGUAUAAGUUUUCUUCUGUAGCUUCUCGGUUCAAGCAACAACUUCAAGCACUUAUGGAAACACUUAGCUCAACAGAACCUCAUUACGUCCGCUGUGUAAAACCAAAUUCUCGAAACUAUCCACAGAAAUUUGAAAAUGUUAGCGUACUACAGCAACUGCGUAGCGGGGGUGUUCUUGAGGCUAUUAGGAUAAGUCUUGCUGGUUAUCCUACAAGGAGAACAUAUGCUGAAUUCAUUGAUCGCUUUGGACUUCUUGUGCCAGAACAUCUGAUGGCACGGGUUGAUGAGAAAUCGCUGACUGAGAGAAUCCUAAAGAAAUUAAGUCUUGAGAACUUUCAACUUGGCAGGACAAAAGUGUUUCUCCGUGCUGGCCAGAUUGCUGUGUUGGACUCCAAACGUACUGAGAUUCUGGAGAAGGCUUCAAGAAUCAUUCAGGGCUGUUUUAGAACCUUUACAGCUCGCAACAAAUUUCUUUCAACUAGGAAAGCUUCUAUGUCGCUUCAAGCAUACUGUCGAGGUUGUUUAGCACGAAAUGUGCUGGAAGCGAAGAGACAAGUUGCAGCAGCUGUUUCAGUAGAAAAAUAUGCUCGAAGAUGGUUCUGUCGUUGUGCAUAUUGGCAUCUACGUUCUGCAGCUAUUGUCAUCCAGUCUGGUGUUCGAUAUAUGCUAGCAGUUCAGAGCUUGCUUAACUUGAAGAAGGAUGAAGCCGCUACUAUUAUCCAGGCUUGGUGGAGAAUGCAGAAGAUCCACAAUUUCCAUAAGCACUACCGACAUGCAACAAUCCUCAUCCAGUGUUGUUGGAGACAGAAGCUCGCUAAAAGGGCAUUGCGGAACCUUAAACAGGCUGCUUAUGAGACUGGAGCUUUACGUGAUGCAAAAGGCAAACUCGAGAGGAGCUUAGAAGACCUUACUUUGAGAUUCACCUUGGAGAGGAGACAAAGGCUUGCUGCUGAAGAGGCAAGGGAACUAGAGGUCUCGAAGGUUCUUAAAAUCUUGGAAUCAUUAAAAUCCGAGUUAGAGGCUACGGCUGAAGAAAAGAAAAAAAGUUACAAGACAAUUGCCUCACUCCAACAUAACUUAGACUUGUUGACCAAGGAUCAAGAAGCACUUCAUAAUAGCCUUACUCAGAUAGAGGAAGUAAAGAGGGAGAAUAUUUCAUUAAAGGCAAAGAAUAUAGAACUAGAGCAAGAGCUCUUGAAGGCUCAAGAAUGCAGCCAUGAUAAUAUGGACAAGUUGAAUGGUGUAGAAAAAAACUACGUGCAUCUCCGGGAUAACUUAAAAAGCUUGGAAGAUAAGAUUUCGAAUUUGGAAGAUGAGAACCAUGUACUGAGGCAGAAGGCCUUAAGCCUAUCUCCUAGGCACACUCGCACUGGGAGUCUUCCUUUUGGAGCUUCCCCUUCCUGCCCAAAGUCAUUCUUUGAAUCAUCAUCGAUGAAACUUGCACCUCUCCCUCAUAACCUAACAGAAUUGAGAAGAUCAAGGAUGAGUACCGACAGGCACGAGGAGUACCAUGAAUUGCUUCAGCACUGCAUUAAAGGCGACAUGGGGUUCAAGAAGGGCAAACCAGUUGCAGCCUGUAUCAUUUACAGAUGCCUUCUCCAUUGGGGAGUAUUUGAGACUGAAAGAACAACAAUUUUUGACUUCAUAAUUCAGACAAUCAAUACCAUUUUGAAGACAGAAAAUGAGAAUGACAUUUUUCCGUACUGGUUAGCCAAUGCUUCUGCUCUUCUAUGCCAGUUGCAAAGAAACGUGAGGUCAAAAGGAUUCAUCUUGGCACCUUCUCGAUCUUCUUCAGAUCCCCGUUCAUGUGAAAAGGCAAAUGAUGCAGUCAGAUCUCCUUUGAAAGUGCUUGGGCAACGGGAGAACAUGUCACACAUUGAUGCUCGAUACCCAGCUAUGCUAUUUAAGCAACAACUAACUGCUUCCCUGGAGAAAAUAUUUGGGUUAAUUCGUGACAAUCUGAAGAAAGAGAUAUCACCUCUCUUAAGCCUUUGCAUCCAGGCACCAAAACUUGCUCGUGGUGGCAGUGGAAGAAGGUCCAGUUCACCUGACGUGACCUUGCAGCAGCCAAUAAGUGCGCAUUGGGAUAGGAUUGUCAAAUUUCUGGAUUCACUGAUGGACAGGCUACAUAAAAACUUUGUACCUUCGUUUUUCAUCCGCAAGCUAGUAACUCAAGUUUUCUCGUUCAUAAAUGUACAGCUGUUUAAUAGUUUGCUCCUUCGACGGGAGUGUUGCACAUUUUCAAAUGGAGAAUAUGUGAAAUCUGGGCUUUGUGUACUGGAGAAAUGGAUCGUCGAUACUACAGAAGAGCAUGCAGGUGCAGCUUGGGAUGAGCUCAAAUUCAUCAGACAAGCGGUUGAUUUUCUGAUUAUUCCUCAGAAAAGCAAGAGGACUCUUGAGAAAAUUAAGAAGAAUAUUUGCCCGGUAUCGGACAGUAAUAUAAUUUGCUCGAGUACUCUUGGGCAAUAUAAUUUUACUCAGUGUAGUUCUGCGUUAAGCGUAAGGCAGAUAUAUCGUCUGUGUACUAUGUACUGGGAUGACAAAUAUGGUACACAUAGUGUAUCAUCAGAGGUUGUUGCCCAAAUGAGGGACAUGGUGAGCAAUGAUGCACAAAAUCCUGUGUCGAAUUCAUUUCUUUUAGAUGACGACUUGAGCAUUCCUUUCACGACAGAAGAUAUAGCAGAGGAAGUACCAAUCAUCGGCAUGUCAAACAUUGAAAUGCCCUCUUCGCUUCGCCAUGUUCACUCCGCUCAGUUCUUAACACAAACCUUCAUGAGUCACUGCACUCGCCUAGAUGAAACUGCCUAGCUUAGUUAAUCAGUAUCGAUGAUCUUGGAGUACUCAAGUUAGUGCUAAGCAAUAGAAACAUAGUGUUUGUUCCUUUAUGUUUGCCUGAUUCAUUAGGUCACAUUCAUUCAUAUGUUUUUUGUUUAUUUUCCAAUUUUAAAUGUUCACAUGUCAUUGUGUCAUCUUUACUAUUUUCUAGUUAAUGAGAUAUAGAGUUAUUUAAGCCCUCUUAGUCUUGAA